This is a messenger RNA of Sesamum indicum (sesame), 1756 nucleotides long. Lineage: Eukaryota; Viridiplantae; Streptophyta; Magnoliopsida; Lamiales; Pedaliaceae. The record is from RefSeq and is a predicted model, not a curated record.
GAUGAUGAACAUGUUUUCAACUGGUGUGCCGAAUAUACAUGCUGGCCCAGAAGCAAUAGCAUUUUGCAUUAUGGGUUGGCUUACCAAGAUUCUCAAAGGUUCCAGCCACAAAUGCUCGGAAUGCUCGGGAGGACAAUAUCAUGGGAUAUAUGAAGGUGAUACAACUUCGGAAACGGCUCGUGCCUCAGUGGACGAAUUGUCUGACUUUGACAAGGACGAAAUCGAGAGAGCAAUAGCCCUUUCUAUUGCUGAAGAAGAUGAGAAAGGAAAAAAAGUAAUAGAGAAUGAGCCCCAAUUGGAAGAAGAUGAACAGCUUGCUAAGGCACUUCAAGAAAUUCUGAACAUGGAGUCCCCACCUCGACCAACUCCACCUCGAUCACCUGAAUAUGAUUAUGGAAGGUUCUUCCCACGCUUUCCCUUCUUCUCUCCUUCAGGAUACAGAACGUGCGCUGGUUGCAAUAGCGAAAUUGGCCACGGAAGAUAUUUGAGUUGCAUGGGAGCUGUUUGGCAUCCAGAAUGUUUCCGCUGUCAUGCUUGUGACCAGCCUAUUACUGAACAUCAGUUUUCCACAUCUGAUAAUCACCCUUACCAUAAAUCUUGCUAUAAGGACCUCCACCAUCCCAAAUGCGAUGUUUGCAAAAACUUUAUUCCGACAAAUGCUGCUGGGCUGAUUGAAUAUAGACAACAUCCUUUCUGGCCUCAAAAGUACUGCCCAUUGCACGAGCACGAUGGAACGCCUCGCUGCUGCAGCUGCGAAAGAAUGGAGCCUGUGGAUUAUAGAUAUUUGAAUCUUGAAGAUGGAAGGAAACUAUGUCUGGAAUGUUUGGACUCUUCAAUAAUGGACACGCACGAAUGUCAACCUCUGUACCUUGAAAUACAAGAAUUUUAUGAAGGUUUAAACAUGAAGGUGGAGCAGCAGAUUCCACUACUCUUGGUCGAGCGACAAGCAUUGAACGAAGCCAUGGAAGGAGAGAAAAACGGUCAUCGCCACAUGCCCGAGACUAGGGGACUUUGCCUGUCAGAAGAGCAAAUUGUUAGAACGAUAUCGAGAAGGCCAAAAAUUGGAGGCUAUCGGAUAAUAGACAUGUUCACAGAGCCUUACAGGCUUGUCCGAAAAUGUGAAGUAACAGCAAUUCUUGUUCUGUACGGUCUUCCUAGGUUAUUGACUGGAUCCAUCCUGGCUCAUGAAAUGAUGCAUGCUUGGCUCAGACUUAAAGGUUACCCGACUCUAAGUCCAAACGUCGAAGAAGGGAUCUGCCAAGUGCUGGCUCACAUGUGGUUGGAUUCUGAAAUCAUUGCUGCCUCUAGCAGUAACAUCGCAUCCACUUCUUCAUCUUCUUCUUCCUCCGCCUCCUCAUCCUCUAGCUCAACGCCACCAUCAUCAAAGAAGGGGAAACGGUCUGAAUUCGAGAAAAAACUUGGUGAGUUUUUCAUGCACCAGAUCGAAGCAGACAAGUCAGCGGCGUAUGGAGAUGGGUUCAGGGAAGGCAAUCAGGCAGUGCUCAAGUAUGGCCUGAAGAGGACUCUUGAUCACAUUCUGCUCACCGGAUGCUUUCCCUGACUAUUCAUGAAUUCUUUGGGUUAGAAAAUUGCAAGACAGAUUGUGAAAAGUGUAAGUGAAAAGAUACACGAAAAUUUCGUGGUUUGAAUUAGGUUAUACACAUUCCAAAUAAUGUAUUUUGAUUUUGAGCACCACUGAUUUUGGGUGAAAUAUUUGUUCAGCAAUAAAAGGAAAAAAAGGUAUGAUCAUUAUGCA